Molecule: messenger RNA, 2007 nt
Organism: Candidula unifasciata
Lineage: Eukaryota; Metazoa; Mollusca; Gastropoda; Stylommatophora; Geomitridae
Source: the annotation of a GenBank genome assembly
AUGGUAUCACAGUUCUGGCAGCGACUGCUGCAGCAUAGAUGGCAAAGACAGCUUCGGCUGCUGACAAAACCAUACUUUGUCAGAUACCAACUUGAUUGCCAGAGAGGUCCAGAACUUUCUUAUUCUGGCUUCCGUAGUAUUUCAGGAUCCUGUAAGUUUCAGCAACAACAUCAGCAACUUCCUUUUGACAUCAGUGAGUUUCCCGUAGAAAACAUUCGCAACUUCUGCAUCAUCGCUCACAUUGAUCAUGGCAAGAGCACACUGGCAGACAGGUUUUUAGAAAUUACAGGAACAAUUGCCAAGGGCAACAACCAGCAGGUGCUGGACAGGCUUCAGGUAGAGCGAGAAAGGGGGAUAACCGUGAAAGCACAGACUGCAAGUUUGGUGCAUACUUAUAAGGGACGGAGAUAUCUGCUGAACCUAAUUGAUACCCCGGGCCAUGUUGAUUUUCACUAUGAAGUGUCAAGAUCUCUCAAGGCUUGCAAUGGUGCCAUUCUACUUGUUGAUGCUAAUCAGGGAGUGCAGGCACAGACAGUCGCAAAUUUUUACAUGGCUUUUGAGGCGGAGCUGAUUCUUAUUCCAGUUUUGAAUAAAAUUGACUUGAAAAAUGCACAGCCUGAGCAAGUUGCCGAACAGAUGCAUAAUGUGUUUGACAUCGAGAAGUCGGAAAUAUUAAAGAUAUCAGCUAAGCAAGGAACGGGCAUUGAUGAACUUUUAUCCGCUGUCAUUGAGAGAAUACCAAGUCCUCCUGGUGACAGAAGCAAGCCACUGAAAGCAUUUGUGUUUGAUUCCUGGUAUGAUCGGUACAAAGGCGUGGUCGCACACCUAGCCAUCUGUGAUGGUGUUAUUAAAAAAGGUGAAAGGAUCACUUGUGCGAGCAGUGGUAAGACAUAUGAGCUUACAGAAGUUGGCAUCAUGUACCCAACUCAAGUUCCUUGUGAUACUUUGUAUGCAGGACAGGUAGGAUACGCGAUGAUGAAUAUGCGUAAUGUUGAUGAAGCCCAGGUAGGAGACACAUUCUUUCAUGAGAAAGUCCCAGUCCAGCCAUUGCCAGGUUUCCGGAGUGCCACUCCUAUGGUUUUUGCUGGGAUGUUUCCCAGCGAGCAGACUGACUUCCUGACUUUGAGAAAUGCGAUAGAGAAACUCACUCUUAACGAUCGCAGUGUUCAAGUCAAAAUGGAUAACAGCCCAGCUUUGGGUCAAGGUUACAGACUGGGGUUCUUGGGUUUGCUUCACAUGGACGUGUUCAACCAGAGACUGGAGCAAGAAUUUGAUGUGUCCACCAUCAUGACCGCUCCAAACGUGGCUUAUAAAAUGAAGAUAAAAGGUGAAAAGAACAUUAAGUUUCAUGGAUCAGAUGAGGUGACAGUUCUCAAUCCAUGUCUGAUGCCAGACCCAGCAAUAAUCACAGAGUAUUAUGAGCCCAUGGUGAACGGAACAAUAAUAUCGCCGGCAGAAUACCUUAAUCAACUGACAGCUCUUUGUCAUGAGCAUCGUGGCCGAAUCAAAGACCAAGUAUAUAUUGAUAAUACCCGAGUCAUGAUGCAGGCCAAAUUUCCUCUCUCGGAAAUACUGGUAGAUUUCUUUGAUGAGUUGAAGUCGAUCACUUCAGGCUAUGCCAGCUUUGAUUAUGAAGAUGCUGGCUACGAGAUCACUGAAGUUCUGAAGCUAACCUUUUGCCUGAAUGGCCGUGAAGUUGAUGAGCUCACCAUGAUCUGCCAUGUGUCAAGGGCCAGAGAAACAGCAAGCAGGAUUUGUUUGAAGCUGAAAGAAACUAUCCCUCGACAGCAGUUUGUCAUUAGUGUCCAGGGAAAGGUUAACCAAAAGGUCAUUGCUAGAGAAGAUAUCAAAGCCUUUAGGAAAGAUGUAACUGCCAAAUGUUAUGGCGGUGAUGUGUCGAGGAAGAUGAAACUACUAAAACAACAGGCAGAAGGCAAGAAACGCCUCCGGAGAAUUGGAAACAUAGAUAUACCCAAUGAUGCUUUUCUGCAAAUUUUGAAGAAGUAG